This is a messenger RNA of Perca flavescens (yellow perch), 4753 nucleotides long. It is a transcript of the gene znf592, whose product is annotated as zinc finger protein 592. The record is from RefSeq and is a predicted model, not a curated record. Bases 214 to 3891 code for a protein of 1225 amino acids. Lineage: Eukaryota; Metazoa; Chordata; Actinopteri; Perciformes; Percidae. The transcript is spliced from 9 exons.
GCGGCCCAUGGCACCGCCUCUUGUCUGUCUGUAAGACAGCGCCGAGGGCUUAAUCACACAGGAAAAAGAAAACGAAGUUAACGUUUAGCUUGUAGCCUAGCUAUGAAAACCUGCUACAGCAAAACAUAGUGCCCACAGUUAAUUGGAUAUAUAGCUAAUUUAGUAGAGCUGUUAACCACAACUGGAUCAAAUGAUUUGUGAGACUGUGCAGCCAUGGGUGACAUGAAAACCCCAGAUUUUGAUGAUCUUCUGGCAGCCUUUGACAUCCCAGAUGCCACAGGGUUGGAUGCCAAAGAGCCCAUCCAGGGGAGUCAUGAGGACACAGAGAGUCAGCUGAAACACACAGGGAUAUGUCUGGAGGACAGCUUAUUAAGUAACCAAGCUGUCACAACAGCAGAUAUUCCUGCUGUAAGUGUUAUUGUGAAAAACAUAAGUCGCCAGGAGUCGUUGGAAGGUUUUGAACAAGCAUUACAAAAUGGAUUCAAUGGACAAGAGACAUCCAUUGACCCUGUUGAGAUAACCAAUGCUGGCUUUUCCAAAUCAUUUGUAUCUGCUUUAAAUGGGGGGAGUUCAAGAGAGCUCUUUGGAAAGGCACCUAUUCAACACAAACCUGAUGGAACACCAAUAUUUUCCCAGUCACUUUCUCAUUUUAGUCCCAUCUCCAGUCCUGAGUCUGAAGACACUCAGUGUAGUACAGAUGAAAUGUAUCCAAAACAAGAGACACCCUGUUUCCCAGAAGCUUCAGAUUUGGUUAAACUUUCAAUCCCAGAAAAUCCUUGUAGAGAAGAAAGUAGUAGAAGUGAGAAGUCCUCUGACAUCUGUGUCAGUAGUGUAACAGAUAAAACACCUAGAUUACACAGUGCACUUCCCCCACCAAGCGGUAACCAGAACUUUGAGACAAACUGCAAUUUAGGAACCACAAUGGAUGUUCCCACUUCUUAUCCACAUGUCAAAUCUGAUACAUCUAAAUUAUCCUCUUGUCUUGAGGCUUUGGUGGCUCUGAAUGCUAGAAACGAUCCCAGUGAGCAGAUUAAUCCCAGAGAGUCACCAGCGGUUCGAAAUGACUGCAUGAAAGCAAGCCCCAACGUGCCUAUAUCCCCACGAAGCCCCAGAAGUCCACUUGAAGCUGUGAAACGUUUAAUGAAACCCUCUAAUAGUCCUGGAAGCAUUUGCAGUGAUAGUAGUGGCAAAGCAUCCCCCGCAGUGGCAACUGGGUCACCCCCUGCCAUACCCAGGGUUAGAAUUAAAACCAUUAAAACCACAUCUGGGCAGAUCAAGCGAACAGUCACCAGUGUGCUGCCUGAUUCAGAAACAGAAGUUCAUUCUGCAUAUGAAUCAUCUCCAUCGCAGAGUAUGAUUAGUGAAGAUUCUUACUGUAAUAUGUCUCCUCAUCAGUCUCAAAAUGUGUCUGUUGAUAGCAUUGUUGAGGUUCAAACUACAGGCACCCCAGCUACUACAUGUUCACCCAAGGUUUUACGCAACAAAUCAGAGGUUAACUCCAGGAAGUCAGGAACAGUAACGCAGUUCGCAACAGUGUUCCAUAAUACUAGUAGUCCUGUCAAACGAUCUGCUGCACAUCAGAUGCAGAAACCGAAGAAAGGAUCAGCCACAACAGGCCAUACAACUAGCACCAACUUCCUUCCCAAAGCGAUGCACUUAGCUAGUCUGAACCUGGUCCCUCACAGUGUUGCCGCUUCAGUAGCUGCGCGGUCCACCUCUCAUCAACAAAGCCAACACACACUCUCAUCUACGGUGUACAGCACUGUCCCACUGGUGCAUCAGGUCAAAACAGCCAACCCUUAUCCCCGUACGUCAAUUCCCAACACAGCAGCAGGAACCCUAAACAGACUGUUGAACAAUGCCAACCCUGUGCCUACAUAUGUGCCCAACCUGAACCCCCCUCCGGAGAGCAAUAUCAACCUACCACCACGCGGAUACUGCUGCCUUGAGUGUGGGGACUCUUUUGGGGUGGAGAGGAGUCUUUCAUAUCAUUACAGCCGGAGAAGUGUUCACAUUGAAGUGGGAUGCACGCACUGUGCAAAGACGAUUGUGUUCUUCAACAAGUGUGCCUUGUUGGCACAUGCACGGGAGCACAAGAACAAUGGCAUGGUGAUGCAGUGCACGCAGCUCCAUAUGAAACCAAUAGCAGAGGAACAAAUGUUUGUACCCCUGAGUGCUGUGAACGUGGACUCUUACACUUCACCCUUACCUAAAAGCCAACCUGUCCUGCCCCUAUAUCCAGACAAUGCCAAUCGCCACCGACUCUGUUGCCUGGAGUGUAACAAGCAGUUAUCUGACUACAAAGCACUUGCAGGCCAUUACCAGAGGCCGUCGGAUGACGAUGUCGAAGGACUCAUGUGUAAGGUGUGCUCAAUGUUGUUACCCAACAAAUGCAGCUUCAGAGCUCACCAACGCAUUCACGCGCACAAGUCCCCUUACUGCUGUCCUGAGUGUGGUGCCCUGAGUCGUUCUGCAGACAUACAAAAGCAUGUCAAGGAAAACUGUCUGCACUACGCUCGCAAGGCUUGGUACAAAUGUCUUCACUGCGAUAUGGUUUUCAAGACCCUUCAAGGACAAAAGACUCACAUUGAGGAGAAACACUGUCAAGUCUUUUACAGGUGCUCCAUCUGUCCAGUUGCCUUCAAGACUUCUGACAGCUGUGAAGGGCAUUUAAAAAACAAACACAGUGCAAGCAAAAUAUCCCCUCUGUUAAUAUUUAAGUGUUCGUGUGAGACAGUUUUCAAGAAAAAGCAGUUACUGUUUCAGCAUUUCCAUCAGAAUGCCAACAAGCGUGUUACGUGUGUCUUCAAGUGUCCAGAAUGCAACUCUGUCUUUUCACAAAAGAAGCUGUUAAUGCAGCACUUCAAGGGUGUUCAUGUAGGAAACACGACAGCAGAGACUGAGGAGAAAAGUAAACAAACCGAAAAUCCUGACUGGAACCAGGAUGUUCAUUCUGUCCAACAACAGAUGAGUCAAAGCCCUGUUAAACACACAGAUAGUCCCAGGAAAAAGGCUGAGCAGGACAAAAGACCUUGUGUGAAGCCCACCGGCUGGACGUGUGGGGAGUGUCUCCAGUGGUUCCCUGAACGAGACUCCUAUGUUUCUCACGUGAAGACCAACCACGGAAGGUCAGUGAAGAAGUAUCCAUGUCAACAUUGUGAGCAGUCUUUCAACUCUACAAACAGUCUGAGAAGACAUCUUCGCAAUGACCACGAUGGAAAAAAGAAAAUUUACACUUGCUGGUAUUGCACAGAUACAAAGACAAUAUUCACAACGAGUGUGAUGUUGAAGAACCACAUCAGUCUAAUGCAUGGAAUAAAAAAUCCUGAUCUUGGCCAAAUGUCAAAAACAGCGAUCCAGGAAUCAAAAAAGGCUUUGGGCAAGGGGCAUGUAUCAGAAAGACCUGCGGUGGACACACAGGAGGAGGGCCAGAAUUGCACUUUUAGUCUUGAGUCUCCUCCAGCGAAACGUCUGAAAACUCAGUUCCGCUGUUCAAAAUGCGGUUUCGUCACCGAGGACAGUGCACAGUUCCAGCAGCAUAUACCACAGCAUAAAACUGAUGAAAACACUCCUCAGUGCCUUCACUGUGGCUUGUGUUUCACAUCUGUGCUGUCUCUCAACAGACAUCUUUUCAUUGUACACAAAGUCAAAGAUCCCGAGGAAGGCGAUAAAGAAGGAGCGGAGGACGGGGCUGACGUGAGGGAGAAUGAGCAGGUUAAUCACCCAGUUAGAUCGGCAGAUACCGAUGAGGUCAAUGACUUGUUACCAGAGCUAAAUGAACCUGAGCCCCAUCAGGCUGGAGAGCCAGCAAGUCGGCACUGUGGCAAGACCUCAGACUGUAAUUUAAAACUGAGCACUCCCUCUCAGACACAAGCAGUCUCUCUCCGGUAGUGACACCUCUUUAAAGCUGCUUUAAUAUCUUCAGUUUUCAUGUGAAAGUAACAGGGGGGUGCUUGAUGUUCUGCCUGGAAAUGUUUGGGCCUUUAAUUUUUUUUUUUUUUUUUUUUUUCUCUCAAGUUAUUCAGAGGCCGUGCAGUAUAUUCAAGCAGAUCCUUAACAUUUAAUGAAUACCAGUAUUUUUCAUAAAUGAAAGGACACAUAAAUAUUCAUUUUUCAGUUAUUUUUAUUUACCUUUGCAUGCUAAUAUAUUCAUCUUGCCUUUUAGAUAUACUGUAACUGCACACCUAUUACAGCUGAAGCUUUUUCUUUUUUUUUUUUUUUACCCAAAAUGUUCCAUCCGCCCUGACAAGAGACUCAGGAAUGUCUUUUAGUGUUUAGGUCUGGUGUUCAUUGAUGUAACAGUGAAGAGGUGGCUUUUUGUCUUUAAAGUCAACGUUUUUUUUCUUCCUUUUUUUAUUGCUUGAAUUUUGUAUUUAAUGCUACACACUAUUACCUGAAUAUGUUUCAGGUUGCCGUUUUUAUGACAUUACUGUGUUGCAAUUUAUUUGCAGUACAAUGCUAGAGUUUUAGUUGCCAUUUAUUUCAAAACAUACUUUAUAGUUUGGUAUUCAUUUAAAGACGUAUUUCUGCAUUCUUGGUGAACAGUUAUUCAUAAAACUAUCCUGUGAGAUUAAAUACAGGUGAGUUUCCUUGCUAAGCAAAGUCUACCAAAGUUAGGCUACACAUAAGAUUUGAGACUUUCUUUUUACUAUUUAAGCAUUCUGAAAUGCUUUUGUCUCCGUUUAUUGGAUGGGUUUGAUUUGUGGGUGCUUGUUCUCCCAGAUCUGGCCUUUUUUUUUUUUUUUUUUUUUUU